UUUUUUUUUCCAACUCAUCGGCUGGUGCUAUCGUGCGCCGCUGGUGGCCGGUGAUCCGAACUUGUAACUCUUUUUAAGUAUCAAUUCUAUCAGCUUCUCUCCCGCGGUCAUCUCGAAUUCCCAACCGCCCCUAUAAGCUUGCUCGGAGCCUGCGAUUGUGCGGACGGGUUUGUGGUUUGGGGUUUUGACUAAGAAAUGGAGUCAACGCUUGGGAUUGGGGGUUGGGGACCAGCAAAACCCUGAUUUGGGAUUCUGAUUGGAGCCCUGGAGAUGGAGCGGUGAGUAUUUUGGUUGGAUUUAUGGAGGUUUUGUAGGAUCGGAGAGUUUGCCUGGGGUUCUUGGUGGAUUUUGCUAUGGAGCCGAAGGAGCUGAAUUUGAACAGAGAGUCUGAAGCUGGCGGCGGCGGCGGCGGCGGCGGCGGCGGCGUUUGUGGCGUCGGUGGUGGUGCUGAUGGGUUCAUCGACAGGAGCAGGGUGAGGAUUUUACUCUGCGAUAACAACGAGUACAGUUCGGAAGAGGUUUUCACGCUUCUUGUGAAAUGCUCUUACCAGGUUAUUUCCGUGAAGUCUCCUCGACAAGUGAUUGAUGCAUUGAAUGCAGAGGGGCCUGAUAUUGAUCUCAUACUUGCCGAAGUUGACCUUCCAAUGCGCAAAGGCAUGAAAAUGUUGAAGUACAUCACACGGGAUAGAGAGUUAAGGCGCAUUCCUGUAAUCAUGAUGUCGGCACAAGAUGAGGUCUCUACUGUUGUCAAGUGCUUGAAGCUUGGAGCAGCAGACUAUCUUGUAAAGCCUUUACGCACAAAUGAGCUUCUGAACUUGUGGACACACAUGUGGAGAAGAAGGCGCAUGCUUGGGCUAGCAGAGAAGAACCUUAUAAAUUAUGUUGAUCUGGUGAUAUCAGACCCUAGCGGAUCUAAUACGAACAGUACUACUUUAUUCUCGGAUGAUACAGAUGAUAAAUUGGGCAAUCCUGAGACAGGAACCUCAGCUCCCGAGGAAGAUAAGUCUACUCCUGUUAUGGAGCUUCCAGUCGAGAAUAUAUCAGAAUUUCGGCCCGAUGUUCCAGGAAUAAGUGACCGGCAAACUGGAAAGUUUUUAUCUGCCCCAAAGAAGAGCGAACUAAAGAUUGGCGUUGGCAAGUCAUCUGCCUUCUUUACGUAUGUGAAAUCAAGCAAACUAAAAAUCAAUCCUCAGGUGGUUGCACAUAUUGAAGACAUUGCCACUGAAAAUUUGAGGAUAGAAGAGAAACAUGAAGAAUGUGUUCACCAAGUGGUUGAUGAUCCCCAAGUACAUGGAAAUGGAGAGGCGUGGGAAAGCAACUCACAGGGAGAUGACUUGCCGAGCAGUAACAGUAUCCCAGAUUCUCUUUCUUUGGAGAGGUCUAGUACCCCGUCUGGAUCAAUGGAACUUCAAAAUCAGAGCAGUUUUGAGGAAGACAGAUCCUCUCUGGUGCCUGCACAUCCAAGAAAUGAACCUCAACAUGAUUUUUCUGGCCUACCUGCCCAAGCCGCCUAUCAAUAUUAUAUGUCGGGAGCUGUCAAUCAAGUUAUGAUGUCAUCAUCACCCGAAGUUUAUCAAAAGAAUCUGCAUGACAUGCAAAAUCAUGCUAUGAUGCCGCAAUACAAUCAUUUUCCACACUGCCCUCCACACCUAAAUGGGAUGGCUUCGUUCCCCUAUUAUAGUGUAUGCUCGCAACCUGGUCAACAAAUGCCGAAUGCUCAGCCAUGGCCAUCAUUUGGAAGUUCAGCAUCCACUGAAGUGAAUCUAAAUAAGGUUGACAGAAGGGAGGCAGCAUUGAUUAAAUUUAGGCAAAAAAGAAAGGAGCGCUGUUUUGAUAAAAAGAUCAGGUAUGUAAAUAGAAAGAAACUUGCCGAAAGGAGACCUCGUGUGCGGGGACAAUUUGUGGGGAAGUUAAAUGGUGUAAAUGUGGAUCUUAACGGCGAGCCUGCUUCUGUUGAAGAUGAUGAGGAGGAGGAGGAUGAAAAGGAUGACGAGGAGCUUGCAUCAAGGGAUUCCUCCCCGGAAGAUGGUGCUUCUUGAUAAUAUUACCUAUAUGGAUGAGUGGGGAUUUGUGUUGCAUGGUUUAAUUGAAGUAUACUGGGUGCAUCGUCGUAUUGGUUGGACAUUGAUCAAGGGUUCAAGCUACUGGUUCUAUUUCAGUAAUCAAAGAUCAGAUCAUCGUAAAGUAUCCCGCUGUCCAUCUUCUUGAGUUACAGAAUAGCCCAACAGACACUCAGUGUAGAGCUCUUGAGGUCGGGAACCUUUCAUCCUUGAUUCAUCCAUGUCCGAAAUCCAAACCGGAAAUGGGCUCAUCUUCCGAAUUUUUCUGUCAAGAAGUUUUAGAUUUAAACAAUGACUUAAACAGGAGAACGGUGUUUUCUCUUCUUGUUAGUAUAUGGAAUUUUAUGGUAAUCGAGAUAUCAUACUUCUUUUGUUCUGUUUCCUUAAUUUUUGUGAAAGUUUUGAAGA
Malus domestica (apple) is the source of this 2468-nucleotide messenger RNA. Its product is annotated as two-component response regulator-like APRR1. NCBI's taxonomy places the organism in Eukaryota, Viridiplantae, Streptophyta, Magnoliopsida, Rosales, Rosaceae. The record is from RefSeq and is a predicted model, not a curated record. Gene Ontology annotation, biological process: phosphorelay signal transduction system; cytokinin-activated signaling pathway. Gene Ontology annotation, molecular function: protein binding.